Messenger RNA from Emiliania huxleyi CCMP1516, 1074 nucleotides. RefSeq lists its product as hypothetical. NCBI's taxonomy places the organism in Eukaryota, Haptophyta, Isochrysidales, Noelaerhabdaceae. The coding region runs from base 1 to 1074 and encodes 357 amino acids. The transcript has 5 exons. The record is from RefSeq and is a predicted model, not a curated record.
AUGACACUCUACAUACGCUGGUUUGCUUUGGCGACCCUCGUGGCCGGGUCGCUCUCUGCGUCGGUGCCGGACCACGGGACCGGCGCGACCGACCGCAACCUCAUGUUUUCACCUUUGCCCGGCUUUUUGCCCCAAAAGCCGUUUGACGAGAUCAUGCUAACCGACGCCGGCUACACAGACCUCCAUGCGAAGGACAUCCACACGUCCACGUCCGCUACCGAGUGUGCCGGCAAGGCCGCGACCACCCAAGCCACCACCUACGCCAUCAGCGCCAUCCAGGGCGACUUCGCCACCGAGACGGGCGACUCGGAGUACUGCUCGCUAAAGGGCGGGAUGGCGUACCCCUCGGCCAAGGCUGGGGAGUAUGUGUCGAUCUCCGGCGUCGUCACCGCUGUCGGUACUCAGAAGGACGCGUACGCCUCCGCGUACUACUACAUGCAGAUGACCGACGGCACGACGGCGUUCGCGGGCAUCGAGGUCUUCGCCGAGGACCACAAGCACAUGAGGGGCGACGAGCUGACGGUCAAGGGCGUGGUGCGCGAGGUGUAUGGCGUCACCGAGCUCGUCGAAUGCUUCGCCACCAAGACCGGCUCGGCCGCAACGCUCCCCGCGCCAAUCGAGCUCUCGACAGACGACUUCCAGGGCUGCACUGAGCACGCUGAGCAGUACGAGGGCAUGCUCGUGUCGCUCGGCGCGGUGGAGGUGCAGCCGUGCCAGAACCCGCUCACGGAGGCGCUGAUCGCGGCCGGAGGGAAAGGCGGCUUCUACUGCCAAGCCAACCUCGAGAAUGUGGCGUGGGGCCAGGUUUUUGACAAGUACAAGCAGAUGUGGGUCCUCUCGACCGGCGCGCCGGGCCUACCGAUGGAGGUCGACAACCACGCGGUCGAGCUCGCCGUCGAGUACGUGUGCGCGACCGGGCCGACGACGUACGCGACGUGGACCAACCUCAUCGGCGUCGUCACGUACGCGUACGGCACGUGGGACCUCAUCCCGCGCGACAAGUUCGACGUGGCCGGUGGCGAGAGCAAGACGCCCGCGUCGGUCGGCGCCGCGGCUUUACACGCGUCUGACUGA